This is a messenger RNA of Prorocentrum cordatum, 2319 nucleotides long. NCBI's taxonomy places the organism in Eukaryota, Dinophyceae, Prorocentrales, Prorocentraceae. The record is from the annotation of a GenBank genome assembly.
AUGCAGGGCCUCGUGGUUUGCUUCACGGGGGAGCUGGACGGCAUGGACCGGCAGGCGGCCGAGGAGAGGAUCAAGGAGGCGGGCGGCAAGAUCGGUAGCGGCGUGUCCUCCAACACCACGUACCUCGUGGUGGGCGCGCGCCUGGACGACGGCCGGGCGGUGGAGGAGACUUCGAAGUACCGGAAGUACCUCGAGCUUAAGGAGAAGGGGAAGAAGCACCCCCAGCUGCUCAACGAGGAAGGGCUGCUGGAUCUGCUCGGCCAGGCUGGCCUGGCCGCGCCCGCCGCGCCACCGCCGGUGCCGACGGCCCCGGCGGCGGCGGUGGCCGCCGCGGCGGCGGCGCCGCCGCGGGGGGCCAGCGUGCGGGAGCAUUCGAACUGGGUCGACGCGCACGCGCCGCGCAGCCUGGGGGACCUGGUCGGCAACGCCGCGCCGGUGCGCAAGCUGGCCGAGUGGUUGCGCGACUGGGAUCAUGUUGUGCUGAAGGGCAACAAGAAGCAGGUUGCCUUCAGGCCUGGCGGCGGCGCGCCCGACAACGUCAACGCGCGCGCCGCGCUCGUCAGCGGGCCGCCAGGCAUCGGCAAGACCACCACGGCGCGCCUGGUGGCCCAGCUGCAGGGAAAGUACGAGGUGCUCGAGUACAACGCUUCGGACGCGCGCGGCAUGAAGGUGAUACAGGACAUGGCCGAGGGCAUCGCUGACAACACCACGAUCAGCUUCGGCCGUGGUGCAAGCGGCGGCCAGAAGGUCUCUGGAUUCACGAAGCGGGCGUGCAUAAUCAUGGACGAGGUGGACGGCAUGGGCGCAGGUGACCGCGGUGGGAACGCGGCCCUCAUCAAGAUGAUCAAGAAGACGCGCAACCCCAUAAUAUGCAUCUGCAACGACGCGCACAGCCAGAAGAUCCGCAGCCUCGCUUUCAGUUGCUACGAUCUGAAGUUCACCAGGCCGCCGAAGGGGACGAUAGCGCAGCGCUGCGCGGAGAUCGCGAAGCGGGAAGGCCUCAGCGUGGAGCCGAACGCUCUCGAGGCGCUGGCCGAGUCGUGCGGGGGCGACAUGCGCAUGAUCCUGAACCAGCUGCAGGCCCUCGCGAAGUCACCAGCGUACCAGCAGCAGCAGCCGCAGCAGCUGCAACAGCAGACGCAGCAGCAGCAGCAGAAGCAGCAGCAGCAGAAGCAGCAGCAGGAGGAGGACACCGAGGAGAAGGAGGAGCCGCAGCAGAACAGCCUCGCCGAGCCCGGCCUGGCCCGCAGCGCGGGGCCGGCCAGGAGCAGCGAGUCCGCGUCGGAUGUGCAAGCGGAGUUAGCGCGGUUACAGAACACGCUCAAGUAUCAGAAAAAGCGCACAAUGGCGGACUUUCUGUCGCAGUUCCCUGAAGAGCCUGGCGCUGGCGCGGUCUCAGGGGUGAGCCAUUGCUACGUUGCACGUGCCCGUGAUGCUUUUGCGGAGUUGUUGAAAGAGCUGAAUGGGCAGGAGCUCGAGCGUUUGUCGGCAACGAACGUCGGCGGAACACCGUUCUUUAUUCAGCAUAUCCACGAUGAAGCAAGCAUGCGGCUGAGGAGCACGCCAGUUGUUGAAGACGCGAGCUUCGCUCUGCCACGGUCGGCCGCCGUGGGGAGCGCAUUGUUCACGCGGUCCAGAUAUUCUAAGAUACAGAACAGUUGUAUCACAAUCGGCAUGGGUGAACAGCGGUUGGAAUGGCUGUCUGAGAUGCAGGCCUUGGGCCGGAAAGACGGUGACACUCUAGGUUUGGCUUUGAUUGAUGCUGUUCAAGGUAUUAUGAAAAUCCUGGCUGCUCUACCCCAGCGUGCCGUCAGAGUUGUGCAUCUCCUCAUCGGAGACGGAAUCAACACCAACGAGGCGGCGGCCAAACGUCUUUUUGAACAUUACGGCCGCCGUGCAGGCGGCAUUCUUCAAUAUCGUUUGAUAACGUGGCGCUGUGCGAGCCACCAGGCCAAUCUGGUGGUCGAGGUGGCUUUGUGUGGGAAGCUUUUAUCCCGCCCACUUGAGGAAAACGACUUGGCGGCCAACUGCUCGAGAUUUUUUAAGUAUCUCCUUGCAGAACACUGUGACCAAUUCGCGACUGCCUUGCGGCACCACAUCGCAUCAACUCUGCAGUUCGAUCGGUAUGACGAGAAGGCCGCGGCGCCGCCGCCAAGCGAGGCCGUCUUGAACAUGCAACGGCUUUACGGAAAGGAUGUGUUCCCCGACAGUUUGGUUGAUAUUUUCCCUUCUAAUUUGUCCGGGAGUUGUCAUCUGUUCGUGCCCGCGUGUAUCAAGUUCUUUAUAGACACGUGCUCCAAGUGGAGGAACGGCCGGUGA